This is a messenger RNA of Cyclospora cayetanensis, 1080 nucleotides long. RefSeq names its product putative trans-acting enoyl reductase Rv2449c. Gene Ontology annotation, biological process: glycolipid biosynthetic process. Gene Ontology annotation, cellular component: plasma membrane. The record is from RefSeq and is a predicted model, not a curated record. Bases 91 to 1080 code for a protein of 329 amino acids. NCBI's taxonomy places the organism in Eukaryota, Apicomplexa, Conoidasida, Eucoccidiorida, Eimeriidae. The transcript is spliced from 6 exons.
AAUGAACCUCGGGAGUUCCAUUUGGGGGUUUUUGGUGCCACAGGAUUCGUAGGAAAAUGCCGCGUUCUAAUAACUACAGUCGGGCCGUACAUGCUAUACGGGGAACCCGUAGCCAGGGCUUGCGUGGAGGCGAGGACGCACUAUUGCGACCUUACAGCAGAGAUGCCCUUUGUGGCGCUGUUGCAUUCUCGGCAUGGCCAAGCGGCGAAGGAGCGAGGGGUGAAGCUCGUCUCUUUCUGCGGCUUUGAUAGCGUUCCGAGCGACAUGUGCGUUUUCAUGAUCCAGAAGAAGGCGAAGGAACUCGUACGCCGACCUUGUUCUCAGGUGAAGAUGGCGGUGAGAAGUAUGCGGGGAGGCGUCUCCGGCGCCACUGUGGCCUCCGGCCUGAAUCUUAUGGGGCAUCGGUCCAUGGGAGAUCCGUUCUACUUAUCUCUGAAUGCAAUUGAUACGCCGCCGCUGAAUGCGAAGGGAUUUCCUCUGCAGCCAAGAGUAUGCGCGCUACACCGAGACCCCGACUUUGGCUACUCCACCUUUUUCGUGAUGUCACGCGUGAACGAAAACGUCGUGAGGUGGAGCAAUGCCCUACAGGACUAUGCAUACGGUCGCGAUUUUGUGUACUACGAGAUGCUCGCCUGCUAUUUCAACUUCUUCACCGCCAUCCUCACCAUGUUUGCAACGUAUGCAGCGUUGCUGGCGGUAGGCUGCCCGCUCACGCGUUACUUGGGGAGAUAUCUAGGCCUCGUACCGGACCCCGGGGAGGGGCCUACUAUGCAGACAAUGAACAGUGGCUAUUUCAGUGUAGAGGCAGUCGGUAGGGUGGAGGGCAUUACCCUCAGAGCGACAGUCGGCAGCAAACAUGGAGACCCCGGAUAUAAAGAAACUGCGAAAAUGGUGGUCGAGUGCGCCUUGGCCCUUGCGUUAGAGUUGCCCUCCUGCUCGCGGCUCACGGGAACUGUCUCUCCUGCUGCUGGCAUCGGGGAGCCCCUUAUUAAAAGGCUCAGAGACAGCGGCAUGCAGUGCGAAGUCACCGUCGAUAACGACGGUGCUGAAACCAUCAGAUCCGCCACCAAGAAGCUGUAG